Anopheles marshallii is the source of this 645-nucleotide messenger RNA. It is a transcript of the gene BCL7-like, whose product is annotated as B-cell CLL/lymphoma 7 protein family member A. Lineage: Eukaryota; Metazoa; Arthropoda; Insecta; Diptera; Culicidae. The transcript has 2 exons. The coding region runs from base 1 to 645 and encodes 214 amino acids. The record is from RefSeq and is a predicted model, not a curated record.
AUGGUGGGCGUGGUGGUGAAGGAGAAGGGCAGCAGCGGCAGCAGCACCGGCUCGACGAUGUCGCGCAGCGUACGGGCGGAAACGCGCGCCAGCAAGAAGGAUGACGUGAAGAAGCUAAUGCUGUCGAUGGAUCGCGUCCGGCACUGGGAGAAGAAGUGGGUCACGAUCGGCGAAACGUCGAUGAAGAUCUACAAAUGGGUACCGAUCUCGACGAACGAUAAGAAAAAACCGGGCACGAGCGGGGCGGCGGGCGGUGGUGGUACGGGUGGUGCAUCAACAACGACGGGCACGACCAGUGCGACCACCGGCAAGACAACCGGACCGGAUGGGCAAACGAAUGGACAGUCGGGUAGUGGGCCGGGUGGACAGGUGAACGGUGGCAGCACCGCAUCCGUCACCACGAACGGUAACAGCAACAGUAGCGAAAACAAGGAAAACAACAUUAGAAAGCAACUGCCACCGCCACCAACCGGUACCGAUUCCAACUCGAACUCCAACUUUGGGCUAGCAGAAGACUCUAACACAUGUUUCUCCAUCGUGAGUGAUUCGCAGGGCGCAACCGACUUUGUGUCGAACAUGUUCUCGGAGGACUCCAACUCCCAGGGUAGUGAUAGCGCGCAACCGAAGCGGAUGAAAACGGAGUAG